Molecule: messenger RNA, 1577 nt
Organism: Drosophila persimilis
Lineage: Eukaryota; Metazoa; Arthropoda; Insecta; Diptera; Drosophilidae
Product: frequenin-1
Exons: 9
Coding region: 292-855 (187 amino acids)
Molecular function (GO): calcium ion binding; calcium sensitive guanylate cyclase activator activity
Source: RefSeq, a predicted model, not a curated record
UAAAGCGAAUGAGUUCCAUGAAACCGCUCAGUACGAGUAUAGUUCUGUUUCAAUUUGGAUUUCGGCAACUCCAAACCAGGCAAAGGCGCGUCAGUACGAGGCUCAGUCAUGUGCAGUGUGCGGACUAAUUAAGACAAGAUCGAGCUGAGGUCAAAUCAGGAUAAGACACGUGUUUCCCAUCACCUGCCAACGCUACUACCGCCACCGCGAGCUUGACACCAAGGCUGACAUAGGAGCAUACCCAGAGGGCAGCAGGCCAAGAGAAGAUAACCAGCUGGAGGAAACUGUAAGAUGGGCAAGAAAAACUCGAAAUUGAAGCAGGACACCAUCGAUCGCUUGACAACGGACACAUACUUCACCGAAAAGGAAAUUCGUCAAUGGCACAAAGGUUUUUUGAAAGACUGUCCGAACGGUUUGCUGACCGAACAAGGCUUCAUCAAAAUCUAUAAGCAGUUUUUCCCCGAUGGUGACCCCAGUAAAUUUGCUUCUUUGGUAUUUCGUGUAUUCGAUGAGAAUAACGAUGGGGCCAUCGAGUUUGAGGAGUUCAUACGGGCCUUGUCCAUAACAUCACGCGGAAAUUUAGAUGAGAAGCUGCAUUGGGCCUUCCGUCUCUAUGAUGUUGACAACGAUGGUUACAUAACGCGCGAGGAGAUGUACAAUAUUGUGGAUGCCAUCUACCAGAUGGUCGGCCAGCAGCCGCAGACGGAGGACGAGAAUACGCCACAGAAGCGGGUGGACAAGAUCUUCGAUCAGAUGGACAAGAACCAUGACGACCGCCUUACUCUCGAAGAGUUCCGAGAGGGAAGUAAAGCUGAUCCACGUAUAGUCCAGGCGUUAAGUUUAGGUGGUGAUUAACCGCAAGAAAUUUAGUUGCCUUGAGAUUUUUUGGGGUGGUCCAGAGUAGGAGUGGAAGCUGAGGCGGAAUCGCAGUGGGGAGCAGUGGAAGGAGCUGAUUCCAAGGAUCAAUGAUUUGAGGCAACGAACCCCACGCAAUCCCUCAGAUCCACAGCAAAAACUACAGCAAUGUGUUUGGACCUUGAUUGGAGUCGAUUGAGAAUACUCACACACCCUCAUAUUUUUUACCAAUUUUCCUUCUCCCCUCGCACACACGCACACACAUAAACCCGCCCACCCACACAGUCACUCAAGAAAGAUCCAGAAGAAAUAUUAAAAAAUCUCGACUUUCAACUUAUAGAAUAUGAAUAUUAAUUAACAUGAGAAAGGAUAUAUGUAUAUGUAUAGUAUGGAUAAAUAUUGCAGUCAUCAAAAACCAGAAACUGUUAAGAAAAAACAAAAUUUUAAAAUUUACCAAGGAAAAAACUAGAAACAAAAGAACACCAAUUUAUGUCAAAUGAAACGCUAUUUAAAAAAAUAAUUCAUAUUAAAUACAUAUACAAACGUAAAAAUAAAUAGGGGUUGAGAGCGAGUUCACCCUUCUAUAGAUAAAUAUUUGUGUAUAAAAAUAUGCUCUUAAUCUUAUCCAAGUCAUUUUUAUUGAAAUGCUUGCCAAAAAAAUUCGAAUAACAAAGAAAAAUUCUUCAAAUUGAUUUAGUAAUAUAUCGCAUAAGUAUCGAAAA